UACGGUUUACGGGCGUAGCCGCUUCCAUCGCAAUAUUUUUCUCCGGUGUUUAAUAUUUAUUAUUUUGGUACCAACUAGUUGCCAAUAAUAUUGUCAUUGUCGUUAACGUUCGCUUCUUUUUCGACAUCGACUACUUGUCUGACGUUGUCUAUACAACGGCUCCCCAAGUCUGAUUGAAUCGCAAAUCAAACGGCACGUAGUUGUUGUUUUUGAAUGGUAACUAUAGAUGGUKGCCGUACACCCCAAUCGUUACCCUGACCACACACCUUAAAUUUUUACCUCGCGUGACCGUGAAGCAACCAUGACGGCCAAGUCGUUAGAACUUGAGAGAUGUCUGCCAUCCUCAUCGUCCGCAUCUAUCGUGCUGUUGCCCGACCACUAUGUAGAGAACGAUCCAAUCGUACAAACGAUUCUUGAAUUCAAGGAAUCAGAACGCAAAUUGUCCAGACACGAGAAACUGAUAAAGCUAUCAAGUAAAUCCUCCUGUCAGGUUUCAACUUGCCAAUGUAGUGGAUGGCAAGGUAGGUGUGAUAAUCAUUUGAUGUCUUCAACUUGCUCAAAAUCUGGUUGUGGUCAUCCUYUAUCUUCUCAUGUAUCACAUUUAGAAAGUGCCAAGGAUGAACAGUUAAAUACCUUACUAGAAUUAUCAUUUGAUCUUGAUAAUUUAUCUGCCACUUUGAAUAAAGAUUUACAAAAACCAAAAACUGAGAGAAAUUAUGUGAAAGAAGAAACUUAUGAUGCAGUUUAUCAUGAAUUACGUAAUUUUGUUUAUCCUGGAUCUUGUAUCACACUUGAUAAAUUAUUUGGAACUCCACCAUUUGAGAAUCCAAACAUAGUUAAAGUUUUAAUGAACUUUAAUAUGUAUAAAUUUGGUCAUGACAGCUCUCAACUAACAAUUGCUUUAAAAAUCAGUACAUUUWUAACAAAACAUUUUGAUCUUUGGAAAUGGACUUCCCCUAAAGAAUUGCCAUAUUGUAAAUCAUAUCAAAAUAGGAAAAAUUAUGAACUCUAUUAUCAAAGAUAUUUAGUAUUUUGUGUUCUACCCAAAUAUCUUCAUUCAAUUUCACCAAGUUUUAAAAUGAGUAUGAUUUUUGGACAAGACCUUCUGAAGCAUACAUUAAAAGCAUUUAGAAUGUAUUUAACAGAUUGGUGUUAUGCAUCAGCUCCAAAACGGACAAAUCGUCAAAACCACUUUUACUUGAGCUAUUUGCCCAAAUACAUGAAUUUAUUAGAAGAAGAAGUAUAUGCUGUACAUUCACCAAUAUGGGAUUUGCAUUUUAAAGAUUCUAAUCUAAAACAAAUUAUUCUUACUGAUUCCUUGUACUCCGGGCUAGAUGAAACUAAGGAAAUAGAACAUAAAAACCGUAAAAAAAAGGAUAAACAUCUCAAUGAAGAUAUGCCAAUAAAACCAAAUGAAAAACAUAAUAUUGAAAAUGUUUUAACAGAAGAAAAAAUUGUAGAUAUUUUAAAAAAUAUUCAAAAUGAGCCCAUUACUUGCUCUAAGGAGUUUGGAUUAGAAAUUGGACCUCGAGGACAACAGGCUCGAACAGAAGAAGAGCAUGGAAUUAUACGCUUCGUAGUCAUAGGUAAUUCAUUAGAAUCAAGAGUCGAAAAAAGUACUAUGUUGUGGCUUUUGCAAUUAAGAAAUUUGUUUCGAAUUCAGUUGCCAAGUAUGCCAGUUAGAUACAUUACUCGAUUAGUAUUUAAUGCGAAACACAAGACAUUAGCUUUAUUGAAAGAUGACGUUCCAAUUGGUGGUAUAUGUUUUCGUCCAUUUGUCUCUCAAGGUUUCACUGAAAUUGUGUUCUGUGCAGUCAAAGUUGAUCAACAAGAAAAUGGAUAUGGAACACAACUAAUGAAUCAUUUAAAAGAUUAUCAUGUUCAGCAUAAUAUACUCAAUUUUCUUACUUAUGCUGAUAAACUUGCAAUUGAAUAUUUUAAGAAACAAGGGUUUAGUCAAGAUGUGAGAAUACCGAAGAAAAUACAUCAAGAUUAUAUUAAACAUUAUCAAGAUGCAAUAUUGAUGCACUGUGAACUAAACCCAAAAAUUGUUUAUACUCAGUUAACAUCAGUGAUACGAUUACAAAAAGAAAUAGUAAAGAGUCUAGUGGGAGAAAAAUAUAAGCAAAUAGAAAGACAUUACCCAGGCCUAUCAUGUUUCUCAGAUGGUGUACACAUGAUCCCAGUUGAAUCAAUACCUGGUGUCAUGGAUACUGGUUGGAUACCAUCAACUCGAACUACAAGAAAUAGUCGUAUCACAGAAGAAACAACUGAUAUUGAUGUCUUAGCUAAACACCUAACAAAAGUUUUGCAAUUUAUAAAAAACAAUGAAUUGUCUAAACCGUUUUUGAAUCCAGUUGAUAAAAAAGUUCCUGGUUACUAUGAGCUUAUAAAGUAUCCUAUGGACUUGAGUACAAUUAGCAAGCGAUUGGCUGCAGGCUACUAUGUGAGUAGAAAGUUGUUUACUGCUGAUAUGAGACGAAUGUUUAGUAAUUGUAAAUUAUUUAAUCCAGAGGAUUCAUAUUGGGCAAACUGUGCAGUUGAAUUGGAAAGACUUUUCCAAAUUAAAAUGAAAGAAAUUGAACUUUGGGAUUACCAAAUUUAGUUUUCUUUGUUUAUUUUUGUAUUUCCUAUUACAAAUAUGCAUAAUAUUGUAAA
Molecule: messenger RNA, 2658 nt
Organism: Diuraphis noxia (Russian wheat aphid)
Lineage: Eukaryota; Metazoa; Arthropoda; Insecta; Hemiptera; Aphididae
Product: histone acetyltransferase KAT2B-like
Biological process (GO): positive regulation of transcription by RNA polymerase II; chromatin remodeling
Cellular component (GO): nucleus; ATAC complex
Molecular function (GO): protein binding; histone H3 acetyltransferase activity
Source: RefSeq, a predicted model, not a curated record